AUGCAAAUCAUAUCAGAUGCAAUGAAAGAUAACCAAUUUACAAGUGAACAAUGCAUCUCAGCGUUAUCUUAUGAAUUUGUUGGUGUUUACGGAUCAGAAAAAAUCCAGCAAGCUGACGUUGAAUUGUUAUCUACUAUAUUCUCAGAAUCUAUAAAUCCGGAGUACAAGGGAUAUGUUGAAUUCCUGGCUCUUUUGAAGAAAAUAGAAAAUUUAAUACUAAAGGCAUACGAACCAAAAGUAACGCUCUUAUCACUUUUUCUAAUAACUUCAAGUAAAAUGGAUAAAAUUGAUGAGAAAGAGUUAAUUAAACUAAUAAAGAAAAACGGAUUAGAGACAAAGAAGGUUCUAAGUAUGAUGACUGUGAUUUGUAUAUCAAAGGGAUCUGUGACAAUAAGUGAGGAAGAUAUCAAUGAAGGGAUAAAUAAAAUCAAAUCAGCGAUAGUUAGAAGAUCGUCCAGGAUAAGGAAAACAAAUAAGUAA
Molecule: messenger RNA, 480 nt
Organism: Theileria parva strain Muguga
Lineage: Eukaryota; Apicomplexa; Aconoidasida; Piroplasmida; Theileriidae
Exons: 4
Coding region: 1-480 (159 amino acids)
Source: RefSeq, a predicted model, not a curated record